AUGAAAGAACUGGAACAGUGGCAAGAAUCAAAUACGAUAAAUACUGAUAAGAAUCUGAAAGAUUUAUUCAAUGCAAAUGACAAAAACCAUGAUAAAGUAUUAACUAUCGCUGAAUUUGUUCCAAUGGCAUUGGUACUUACAAAAAGGCCAGUUAGUCAAAGUGAACAAUUUUUCAAGGCAGAACAAAAUCGUGAAAUGGCACAGCAAAUGAUGGUACUCAUUGAUCAAAAUAAUGAUUACAAAUUAACUGUUCAAGAAGUACACAGCUUUGCUAAUACAAAUGCGCAAGUCAGUGAAGAGGAAAUACUACAAACAUUUGCAUUCUUAGAUACCAAUAGGGACGGUUAUCUAUCGUUCAAUGAAUUAAUCACAUUGCCCGACAAAAUGGUAGAAUUGGUUCAUUUUAAGGAACCACCACCGGUUAUUAUUGAAUAA
Thelazia callipaeda (thelaziosis nematode) is the source of this 435-nucleotide messenger RNA. The record is from the annotation of a GenBank genome assembly. Lineage: Eukaryota; Metazoa; Nematoda; Chromadorea; Rhabditida; Thelaziidae.